This is a messenger RNA of Lepisosteus oculatus (spotted gar), 2734 nucleotides long. The record is from RefSeq and is a predicted model, not a curated record. Lineage: Eukaryota; Metazoa; Chordata; Actinopteri; Semionotiformes; Lepisosteidae.
UAUUCUACAGAGGAUAAAAUUGCUCAUUAAAAACAUUUCACAGAAUCCUUUUGGGAAAAUAAAUAUUAGUAACGUCUAUGUAAUUUUGUUAUUUUCUUCAAACAGAUUGAUGAAAGAAACAGGUAAUCCUGGGUUUUGCUGAAGAUUGCAUCUUCCUGUCAUCUAUCUUGAACCCAAGCUUUUCCUUGCAAUUGAACUAGGAGCUACACGCUCUCAUCGAGGAGAGACAUAAGCCAGGUUCCACUGGACUAAGCAUGGAAUCAAGUGAAGGGAGAAAAAGAAAAAAUGAAAUUGACAUACCUUGUUCGAAGAAAAAGAAAAAGACUAAGGGACAGGAAACUGAAGAGCCCAUCUAUUCAUGUGGAGAUGAAGCAAGAAAAUGUGUCUCAGAUACACUCAAAAAACUUGAAGCGGUAUCUGACAGAGAAGGCUUUACCUUCUUCAAAGACAUAAAGGAAAAGCUUUUGGUUUUGAAAAAUAAAAAUUUAACUGACAAAAUGUAUAUUGGUGUUUUUGGAAAAUCAGGAGUAGGAAAGAGUUUUUUAAUAAAUGCUCUUCUGGAUGAAGAGUUUCUGCUGCCUUCAGGAAGUGGAGAAGCAUGUACCUCUGUUUUAAUUGAAGUGCAGGCAGACACAAAUGCAACCAAUUACAAUGCGGGCAUCGAGUUUAUCAGCAAAAGCGAGUGGGAGUCAGAUCUACGCUUUAUGAAGGACAUGAUAGCUGAUGAGGCCACUGAAGAUGGAGAUGAGUUGGAAGACAUGGCAAGAGAAAAAAUCGAAGCUGUUUAUGGAAGCAAAGGAAUAAACCAAAGCUAUAAUGAACUGCUAAAAUCCCAAACACCCCAACCAUUUCCCACCACACUGAAAAUCUUCAAGGACAAUGCAUCUGAUCUUUCCAAAGCAAUAGGCUGCUAUAUUCGCAAUGAUGGAAGUUUCCCACAAAAGUACUGGCCUCUAGUGAAGAAGGUCACAAUUAGUCUGCCUGCCUCUUCUAAAUAUCUUGAUCGAAUAGUGCUGAUUGACCUUCCUGGAAGUGGAGACAUCAAUAAAGAGAGAGAUGAGAUGUGGAAAACGUGUCUUAGCAAAUGUGCAUCGGUUUGGAUUGUGAAUGAUAUCACCAGGGCAUUGAAUGGAAAGGAAUCAAUCCACAUUCUUCGGAACACUUUCCGAAUCAUUGCUGGUGGGGGAGAGUGUUGCAACAUUGCUUACAUUUGUACUCAAACUGAUAGAAUUGAUCCAGAGGAAUUCAAACGACAAUUCAACAUUACCAAUGCAGACCUUGGACUCGCACCCAGUGAGCAAUCGGAUAAACAGAAGGAAAAAGAAGCUGCUAUAGGGUUCCGUAAUCAAAAAUAUAAAGAGAAGAUACAAGAGCUCCUGGACAAAGAAGCAAAGAAAUGCCUCCUCGGAGAUGAAGAGGAAUCAGAAAAUGUUUUUAAUGUAUACACAGUGAGUUCCCAAGAGUAUAUGAACAUACGGAAAGGAAGGACAGCAAUCAUGAAAGAGAAUGAUACAGAGCUGCCAUUGCUUCAUGAACACAUCAGGAAUAUGGUGAUCCAACACUCUCAGAAAGCAGAGAAGGACUAUAUCACUGAAGUGUUUGGUGUUCUCUCAUGCCUCACUUUUUCAAAGGACAAUGAAAAGCUCGUUCAGGUUGCAGAGUUCAACAGUGAACUUUCUGUCCUGCUAAAAAAUGAACUGGAUAAGGUGUGUGAAAACUUAGUAACUUUUUUGAAUGAUGUUUCUGAAAACCUGGAAAGUUGUCUGAAGGAUGGAGUUGUAGAAGCUGAAAAGAUGUGCAUUAAAAGUGCGAUGGAUGAAGUUAUAAAGCCAAAAAUGAAAAAUUUCAGAGGCUACCACAGGACACUCAAAGCUGUAUGCCGAAGCAAUGGAAGUUACAGCUCUUCAAAAGGACCAAUUGAUCUGAAUUACACUUUGUCAAGACCAAUGUACACAUCUGUGAAUAAAACAUUUCUUCAAACAUUCAGAAAUUCAAGGAGCUCCAUCAAUAUUAUCUUUGACAAUGUUCUGUAUGACUUUAUUUCAAGUGAGAGGUUGAACAAGUAUAAAAGUUCUAAAGUUUACCCACAAGUGGUGUUUGUGAAAACAGAGCUAAAAAGAAUACUGAGUGAAUUGGAAAAGGAAAUCCGCUACAUAAAGAAAAGCAUCAACAACUCUCUCAGUGACUCAAUCAAGAAAAUCAUGCAGCCAGCUUAUGAGGAGGCAUCAAAAAUCUCUGGAACUCAUGCCUUUAAGAAAAUUCAGAAAACUCUUGAAGACAGAAUUGUAUCAUCACAAAAUACCAUGUUCCAGAGGGCCAAGGAAGAGAUGUUGCACAGAUUUGAUGACCUCAAGAAAUUGGUAAAUAACAGAAUCAAAGAAAAAAUGAAAGAAUCAAUCACUCUGGCUCUAAAUCAGUCUGAAGUGGAUGAAACUUUCCCAGAUAUUCGAGAUGAAUUUAAAACAAUAAAAAAAUGCUGCAAAGACUUACAAAUCACCAUGUGUGAAUAAAAAAAUUAGUUAAAAUGCCAAUGAAGUCUGACAAUAUAGAGUAUUGUAUAGGAAGAGUUGUUUGAGCGGCAUUCUUUUAAAAGAAUAAUUGUACUUAUUUUUCUACUGCUACUUGUUUUCUUAUAAUAGAUUCUUCCAAAGCUUAAUUUGAUCAUUAAUUGUUUUUUUCAUAAUACUUUGAAUGGUGUGUUAAUGAUUUUUAAGUAAAAAUGAUGCAGGUUUUA